CGCCAAGCAUCCUCCACGUUGUUGCUCACGCCACCAGCUUCCUGGUUGGCCCGUGGUCCCGCUGUGUUCACCUUCCACCUCGUAGACACCAAGAUGUUCUUGUCUCCAGCCAUUCUGACCCAAGAGCAGAACCUCGCCUCCGUGAAGAAGGGAGUGCAUCAGGACGAGUAAGGCCGGCUCCAUGUAUCCGGAAUCAACCACAGGCUCCCCAGCUCGGCUCUCCCUGCGGCAGACGGGCUCCCCCGGCAUGAUCUACAGUACUCGGUAUGGGAGCCCCAAAAGACAGCUCCAGUUUUACAGGAACCUGGGCAAGUCGGGCCUGCGAGUCUCCUGCCUGGGGCUCGGAACAUGGGUGACCUUCGGAGGCCAGAUCACCGACGAGAUGGCAGAGCAGCUAAUGACCUUGGCCUAUGACAAUGGCAUCAACCUCUUCGAUACCGCAGAAGUCUACGCGGCGGGCAAAGCUGAAGUGGUGUUGGGAAACAUCAUCAAGAAGAAGGGAUGGAGACGAUCCAGCCUCGUCAUCACCACCAAGAUCUUCUGGGGAGGAAAAGCUGAGACGGAGAGGGGCCUUUCCAGGAAGCACAUAAUAGAAGGUCUGAAAGCUUCACUGGAGCGACUACAGUUGGAAUAUGUGGAUGUGGUAUUUGCCAACCGCCCAGACCCCAACACGCCCAUGGAAGAGACGGUGCGCGCCAUGACUCACGUCAUUAACCAGGGGAUGGCCAUGUACUGGGGCACAUCGCGCUGGAGCUCCAUGGAGAUCAUGGAGGCCUACUCCGUGGCCCGGCAGUUCAACCUGAUCCCGCCCAUCUGCGAGCAGGCGGAGUACCACAUGUUCCAGCGGGAGAAGGUAGAGGUGCAGCUGCCGGAGCUCUUCCACAAGAUAGGAGUGGGCGCCAUGACCUGGUCCCCUCUGGCCUGCGGCAUCGUUUCCGGAAAGUACGACAGUGGCAUCCCGCCCUACUCUAGAGCCUCUUUAAAGGGCUACCAGUGGCUGAAGGACAAGAUCCUGAGUGAGGAGGGCCGGCGCCAACAGGCCAAGCUGAAGGAACUGCAGGCCAUCGCCGAGCGCCUGGGCUGCACCCUCCCCCAGCUGGCCAUCGCCUGGUGCCUGAGGAAUGAGGGGGUCAGCUCCGUGCUCCUGGGUGCUUCCAGCGCAGACCAGCUGAUGGAGAACAUUGGAGCAAUACAGGUCCUUCCAAAACUGUCGUCUUCCAUCAUCCACGAGAUUGAUAGUAUUUUGGGCAAUAAACCCUACAGCAAAAAGGACUAUAGAUCCUAAGAAGCCCCCAACCAUUUGCCUGGACAGUUUCAUCUCCCUCCUAGCCUCUCUGUUUGCUCGCUUAAGCUAUUUUGAAGCCAAGAGUGUGGUUUGCAUCAAAAACAAAACAACGCACCAACAUGUCAUCAGGAGAAGAUCUCAAAAGUCGCUGCCACACAGUACCCGCUGCUUCACUGGACUAACGUCAGAUUCAUGCCGGAGGGUCGGCAUCAAUUCAAAGGCGUUCGAGCCGUCCCGCCCAAGCCUGCUGCCUCUGCUCAUCUUCCACCAAGAAACGACAUUUCUCCUAGCCAUGCCCCAUCUCAGAGACUCAAGUCCAGGCCAGGCCGAGACCCGUUGGGGCCUGGGAGCUGGCAGAGCUGGCCUCUCCUCUGCCGAGAAUCCCAUCUGGUACUGGGGAGGGGAAGAGGAAGCCAGGUCUGGCUCUUCCUGUGGCCCCUCGGCUGGGCCCUGGUUGGGGUGGCCUCCCACCGGGGUCUCCCUCAUCCCCCCUCUUGCCAAGGGCUCCAGGUACUGUCAUUGGGCCUGACAUCAGAUUCUCCCACACCCCCUCCUGCACACCACCUGCCCUGUUGGGUCUCCAAGGGGCCUUCAGAGCUGUCCUUUGAUGCCCACCCCCACUCUUGCUGGCAGAGGCAAGGAUCCAAGGGGGUUCGAUUGCUCCAGGGGGGACCCACAGGAAGUCAGGGGUCUGACUUCAAGCUCGUCGCCCCACUGGCUUCCUCAUCCUCACAAUUGAUGAGCCCCAGUGCCCAGACUCCAGCCCAGGUCCCUCCCCACCUGGUGCCCAGUCCAUUGCCCCUCUGUCCUUGCCCUGGAAGGCCCCAAGAUCAUGUGUGCUUCGCUGGACUGUGGCUGCUGACCGCACAUGGGGUGGCCAGCCUCUGCUCUGCCCGGGGUGGUGGCCUUGGGGUCUGCAGAGAGGACAUUCUGGGACCCUUCAGUGAGGGAAGGUCCCUGGGGUUUUCUGUGCUUCAUGCCCAGGGCCUGGGCAGCAACCACCCACAGUCCAGGAGAAGACCCCCGUAGCCUCUCCCUGGAGCAGCAUCCCCAGCAAGGGCUCAGACCAGGUCAGGUGGGGUGCUCAGAGCUUGUUGCCAGGGCAGCUAAGCAGCAGUUCUACCCCCAGGACACCCUUACAUGGCCUCUGAAGAGGGAGGGAUGGCUGGGUUGAUCAUUCCUUUCCACACCCCACACCCCAGCCUGGAAUAGGCUGGGCACAAGAACAGAGGGCAGGACCUUCAGAAGUGUCAGCCCCUCUACAGCCAGGCCUGGGGCUGCAGGGAAGGAGGAGGGGAGGGGCCCUCAGCCAAGAGGCCCAGCCCCCAUGGUCCUGAGUGGCACCCCAGCUUUUGCUGGCUGUGCAGGGGACCCGAGCCAGGCUCUGUGAAUGCACUGGCCUUCUGUGUAUGGGCCUGGGUGACUCCUACCCUGGGCACUCCCUACAUUCUCACUCACCCCUGGGCAGACAUGGACCUCCCUGCCAUUAUUCCCAAAGGCCUGCCGUCCAGUCCUGGCAGAGCUGAGGCCCAGGAAACUGACUUUAGGAAAGCCACAAGGUGGGGGGAGAACAACUUCCUCCACUCCAGACCUUUGUGCUGACCCUGGAGUCUAGAACCUUCUCCCUCCUUGUAGACUAGGCCCCUGGGGGUCUUCUUCACCAAGUCUCCUGCAAGUUUCACCCUAAUGAGCGUGAGGAGGGAACAAGCCUGUCCCAGCAGAGUUGCCACCAUCACAUGGGUGGGGGGCCUAGCUCCGAGGACAAGAUGCUAUAGUCCACCAGGCAGAGCCCAAGUUUCCCAACAGCUUGCCACGCUCAGGAGCCAGGUCACCUGCCCCUCCCUGGAGAGUCUGGCUGGACCCCCUCCACAGCACUACCACCCUGCCCACCCACCAAUGGAAGAGGGACCUGGGCUUGCUGUUGGGCCCAUGUUUGGGCCUGCCGCCCCCACCCCACAAGCUUUACAUCUGGGAAGGACAAGCCCAGUGGGAGACGUGGGCUCUCAGGGCCAAGCUCUUCCAAGGCCAAGAUGCCCAGCACCAAGUCCCAAGCCUGUUCCAGACCCUGGCGUGCUGUCUGCAGCCUAGUUCUGCAUUGCACCCCCUGCAAGUGGGUGUGGAAGGAUGGGGCUCCGCUUGCUGAGGAGCAGUCCCCAGACUUAGUGGGAGGUGGCUGGAGUGGGGAAGGGAUGGAGUGGGGCUCAAGAGCAGGGAGAGCCUGGAGAUGAAGAGCUUGGCCAAGGCAGGCCCUGGAGGGGAAGCCUGGGCUUCGGCAUGGGUUUGAGGCCAGCCGUCCUCACCCUACCCUGUUGAGGAGAAGCCCCCCUGCAGUCCCCAGCCAUCUGCCAGCCAGCCUCUCACCCUCCCCUGGAAGCAAAGUUUGCCCCCAGGGGUCCACCUUGGGAGUUCCCCCCCAGGGAAGAAGGCCCAGUCUGCGUGGGAGCGGGACCAGUCUUCCUUGCUAAGGACACAUGCAGCCCCUACCAUUUUUCAUCCCAAAUCUACAGCAAGUCUGAGGUCCCAAGAACAACAGAGGGGUCUGCCCUGUCUCCUGUUCUCUCUGGCCGUGUAAAUAAUGUGCUGUUUCUCUCCCCCCCCUUUUUUUUUAAUGACUGUGGCUCCUCAGCUAACUGCAUCACCGCCCCCCGCCCCCGACAGGCAGAAACACCGUAUGCCUCGCGCUUCCAAUGACACUCAGUGGAGACACAGCGCCGUAUUUAUGGAAUGACAAAAUAAAACCCGAGCCCAUCA
This is a messenger RNA of Dama dama (fallow deer), 4036 nucleotides long. RefSeq names its product potassium voltage-gated channel subfamily A regulatory beta subunit 2 (gene KCNAB2). Bases 182 to 1285 code for a protein of 367 amino acids. Gene Ontology annotation, biological process: potassium ion transport; regulation of potassium ion transmembrane transport; regulation of action potential. Lineage: Eukaryota; Metazoa; Chordata; Mammalia; Artiodactyla; Cervidae. The record is from RefSeq and is a predicted model, not a curated record. The transcript has 16 exons. Gene Ontology annotation, molecular function: potassium channel regulator activity; voltage-gated potassium channel activity; transmembrane transporter binding. Gene Ontology annotation, cellular component: membrane; cytoplasm; juxtaparanode region of axon.